AUAGACCGCCACCGUUGCGUACAGACGGACGAGGGGUAACGUAACGCUUAUCAGUAAAUAAUUCGACGAGUUUUAAAAACAAGUCAUGCCACCAGGUAAAAAUUUUAGAAGAAGGAAAGAGGAUUCAUCCGACGAGGAAGAUGAUGAAACAAAAUUCGUAGUCAGGUCAAAACUGGAUGAAGCCAAGGAGCUACAGAGUCUGCGAAAAAGGCAGCAUGGAGUGAGCAUUGCAACGUUACUUGUUGGAGAGAAGCUUCCUUUAGAGGCUGAGCUUGAGGAUGACCCAUUUAAACUGAAGACUGGAGGUGUUGUUGACAUGAAGAAAGUGAAAGACAGAAGCAGAGACAUGACAGUGGAUGAAAAUGACCUCAAUCUUGGUACAUCCUUUUCUGCCGAGACAAACAGAAGAGAUGAAGAUGCUGACAUGAUGAAGUACAUUGAGACAGAGUUAAAGAAAAAGAAAGGCAUGGUGGAGGCAGAGGAGCAGAAGGUAAAGGUGAAGAAUCCAGAGGACCUCCUGUAUGAGCUUCCAGAGAACAUCAACGUCAGCUCUGCCAAAAAGACAGAAGAGAUGUUGUCCAAUCAGAUGCUGAGCGGAAUUCCAGAGGUGGAUCUGGGGAUUGACGCAAAGAUAAAGAAUAUCAUCAACACAGAAGAAGCCAAAGCAAAGCUGCUAGCUGAGCAGAGGAAUAAGAAGAAAGACAGCGGGACCUCCUUUGUUCCCACAAACAUUGCGGUCAAUUACGUCCAGCAUAAUCGCUUCUACCAUGAGGAUUCAAACGCGCCCCAAAGACGCAACAGAGAAGAGCCUAAAGCCAGGCCAUUGCGUGUAGGAGACACAGAGAAACCAGCACCUGAGGCCUCACCACCCAAUUUCCGCAAGAGACCCAAUAACGAGAAGGCCACAGAUGACUACCACUAUGAGAAAUUUAAGAAAAUGAACCGACGAUAUUAAUCCUUCACUAAUAAUUCAGUUACCAUGAUGGAGUUUGUUUUUCCUUUCUGUAAACUGAAAGAUGUAAAUACUUUGUACUAUAUUUAAAAAAAUGUCUCUGCUAAAUAUCUGUAACUUACGAUAAGCUUUUUACAAUAAAACUUCACCCAAA
This is a messenger RNA of Danio rerio (zebrafish), 1106 nucleotides long. RefSeq names its product zgc:103692. Gene Ontology annotation, cellular component: nucleus. The record is from RefSeq and is marked provisional. Lineage: Eukaryota; Metazoa; Chordata; Actinopteri; Cypriniformes; Danionidae.